UGAUUUAACUGUUGACUGUUGUUUUUUUUGCUUCUGUCUGAAGAACAGACAGAUUUGUAUGCACUAAUUUAUGUGAUUUCAUAUAUUGGUGAUUUGUUUAUGUUUUAUAGGGAAUAUUUCCUAAAAAAUUCAUUUUCCUCUGAAAUGGUAUGAAUUUAACUAUUCAAUGAAACACUUUUUUAAAAGUUUUUUCAUUACGUUAUGUGCGAAUAUCGUUGUGUCAAAUUUCUUAGUACUAUAUGGAAACAUCAUAGGAGGAGGUUUCUGAUGAAUCUCUAACAAGAGUUAUAAAAUUAUUGAAAUUGACCCUCACAUGGAAGUUGGUCUGCGUGUUGUGAGGGGGCCUGACUGGAAAUGGGGUACUCAAGAUGACGGAGAAGGCCAUGUCGGUACUGUGGUGGAGAUCGGUAAGCCCGGAAGCACCACCUCUCCCGACAAAACGGUGGUCGUGCAAUGGGAUUCAGGCUCUCGCACAAAUUACAGGGUGGGCUACCAAUCGGCCUUUGACUUGCGCAUUCUAGAUAAUGCACCACUAGGGGUGAAACAUCCUAAUAUUAUCUGUGACUCUUGCCGUAAGCAAGGCAUUGCUGGGAUGAGAUGGAAAUGCACUCGCUGCUUUGAUUUUGACCUGUGUACUCAAUGCUACAUGUCUGACAAACAUGAUCUCACUCAUCCUUUUUUGAGACUUGAAACUGCUGCAUCAUCUGGUGUAGAGAUGCCGAAGCGACAAGGUGCUGCACGUCUGCAAAUGAAGGGGAUAUUCGUGAAUGCUAAAGUCGUUAGAGGUCCAGAUUGGGAUUGGGGCAAUCAAGAUGGUGGUGAGGGCAAAACAGGGAAAGUGUUGGACAUCAGAGGUUGGGACAAUGAAUCGGAAAGAAGUGUUGCUAAUGUUACCUGGUCAUCCGGAUCAACAAAUGUUUAUAGGUUAGGCCAUAAAGGAAAGGUUGAUUUAAAAUAUACACAGGAUGCAGUGGCUGGAUAUUACUAUAGAGAUCAUCUUCCUAUACUUGGGCAAGUGGUAGAAGCUGCAAGCACAAAACCUCCUCCCAGUAACCACCCAAGGUUCAACGUGGGUGAUAAAGUCCAAGUUUUAAUGGAUGUCGAAACGCUUAAAAUUAUGCAAGAAGGCCACGGUGGAUGGAAUCCUAGAAUGGCUGAAUUUGUUGGAAAAGUUGGGACAGUUCAUCGUGUGACUGACAAAGGAGAUAUAAGGGUUCAAUAUGAAGGCUGCAACAAUCGAUGGACUUUUCAUCCUGGUGCUCUGAAAAAAAUUCAGCUGUUUUCUCUGGGUGAUAUGGUUCGAAUAAUCGAUGACCUUGCCAAGAUGAAAGAUCUUCAGAAAGGCCACGGGGAAUGGAUUGAGGUUAUGAAAACGGCACUAGGUAAAACUGGUAAAAUCACUAAAAUCUAUUCUGAUGGAGACUUGAGGGUUAAUGUUGAUGGUCAGACCUGGACAUUCAAUCCUUUAUGUGUGACAUCUGUUCCUGGUACUGCUACGGAAAUGAAUAAUACGAUGACAGCAAAUCAGAGAGAAGAACAUACUCAUCCUUUGCUGGGUCACCUACUAGCUGAACCCCACCAAUUAGAUUUAGCAAGCUGUGAUCGUCUCGUUAGAGAAGCAGCCCAGGGUCACACUGAUGUUGUAAGAGACCUGCUGCAAAAAUUCCCCGAUAAAGUGGAUCAGAAAAGUUCAGGAAAGACAGCUCUGCAAGUUGCCAGCCAUCAAGGCCACUUGGAAAUAGUACGCCUGCUCCUUGCAGCUGGCAGUAGCUUAGAAGCCCAGGAUGAUGAUGGGGAUACAGCUUUGCAUUACUCGGCUUUCGGUAAUCAACCCGUUGUGAUGGAUUUACUGCUCAAAAAAGGAUCUGACAUAGAUGCAGUUAAUAAAGCAAGAUGUAGUCCAUUGCAUGUGGCUGUAAACAAGCAGCACUUAGAUUGUGUGAAAGUUCUUCUCAAGCACCACUGCAAUGUUAAUGUUCAGGACUCAUAUGGGGAUUCUGCCUUACAUGAUGCCAUUAGUAAAGAUAAUCUGGAAAUCUUAGAACUUUUAAUAAAUGUUCCUGAAAUAGACUUCACCCUGAAAAACAAAAGAGGUUUCAAUGUUUUACAUCAUGCAGCUUUAAAAGGAAACAAUUUUGCUACUGAGCGAUUAAUAAAUAAAUCCAGACAAAUAGUAGAUGGCAAAAAGGAUGACGGCUUUGCUGCUUUACACUUAGCUGCUUUGAAUGGUCAUUUCAAUGUGGCCGAAACACUGUUAUUUCAGGGUCAUUGUGAAAUUGAUGUGCGAAACAAUCGCAAGCAGACACCCCUGCUUCUUGCUGUGAGUCAGUGCCAUUGUCCCCUGGUAGAACUCUUAGUCUCGUCAGGGGCAGACAUCAACGUGGAGGAUGAAGAUGGAGAUACGGGUCUACAUUUGGCAAUUAUGAGGCACAUACAGACGGGCAAUAUUAAGUAUGAUGGAAAUGUGCCAGAUUCUCCUGCUUUGUCAACUAUUUUGUUACAUAUAGCUAGUUUAAACAUGGAAAUAAACCAUGGACUAGCGAUAGCAUGCUAUCUAAUUCAAGAGGGAACUGAUUUGACUAAAAAGAAUAGAAAAGGGAAAACACCUUUUGAGCUUGUUCAAACUUCAAGUGUUUUAGAUUUGCUGCAGAAGUAUGCUGAAAUGAAAAAGUCACAGGCACAAUCAUUGCCAUCUGCGGAGGGAACAGAAGUGCCACAGCCAGAACUGAGACCACCCGAAACAGAGUGCAUCAUUUGUUCUGAUGCUCCGGGUGUCGUUAUAUUUGAACCUUGCAAGCACCAAGUGGCCUGCGAGGAAUGCUGCAUAAAAAUGAAAAAGUGUGUUCUCUGCAAGGCAGCCAUAUCUAAGAAAACUGCACCAAGUGGCAGAGUCUUGUCUUCUAAAGGUCGUCAAGCCAGUGUUGAAAGACUGAGAUAUUUAGAAAGCAAGAUUCAAGAAAUUGAAGAGGCUCACAGUUGUUCUAUAUGCAUGGAGAGACGGCGAAAUGUGGCAUUUAUGUGUGGACACGGAGCAUGCGUUGCAUGUGCACAAACGUUAAAGAUUUGCCAUAUGUGCCGCAAGCCCAUCACGAAAAAGAUUAAUCUUUAUUAAAUAUCUGCCUUUCACUUUCUCUUUAAUCCCCCUUCUUCUUUAAAGAAAAAAAUAAUAAUAUGAGAAAAACUGAAGUGAUUGUUUGCCUUUUGGAUCCUGUGAUGGUGAUUCGAUUGGCGUGCACAACAUUGACCCACGCCGUCAUGAGGUUUAGUUUUGAUGCUCCUCUUAUGUGAUCAUUGAGUAUUAAAGCACAGCUUAGGAUAUCAUAUCAUUCAUCAUAUAUAUAUAUAUAUAUAAGUUUCAAGGCUGUAUUUAAUUUUUAAUGUUCUCUAGUUCAAUUGUGGAAGUCCUGUUAUAGACAUGCAUCUGCACAUGUUUGUCUUAUCUCUAAUUUUAUUACUUACCACUAGUAAUGACAUAAAUGAUAAAGAUAUAUAUUUUUUAUUAUUUUAAGUUAUUUAUAAUGCAAUUUAUUUAAAUUAAUUAUUUAACACUUGUAUGUAUUAUUUUGUGGACGAAUGAAUUUCACCAUAAUCAUAACUCAUUUGUUUUUCAUGUUCCUGUAAUUUAUGCUGACAAAAUUUUUAAUUAGGUACUGAGUGUUUGAUAAAGACUGUUCUUAAUGUAUAUUUUUAUAAUCCAUAUUAAAGAUAAAAGUGUUUGUACAUGUGAGCCACAAAUUGAUAUUCAAAAGAAAGAAAAAAACACUAUUGAAAUCUUACUAAUCACAACACAAUUAAGGAAAGCAGCUAUGCUGAAUAUCAAAACCUGCUUGACUGCGGGGUGAAACUCGAAAGUAUUUCUAAAUAUUAUUUUUCAAACUCCUUCUGUUUCCUCCGGCAAACAAACAGGUUUUUGGUAUUUUGUACACUUGCUUUCCUCAGCUGUGAUUCAUUAGAUUUCAAUAGCAUAUCUAUUUAUUCCUUGCUUAAAUUUUAAUUAGGAACCUCAAUGUGUGAUUACUUUUUAGGUUAUUGAAAUAUAUAUUAAGGGUAGUCUUUAAGGAACCUUUUUAUUGUCUAAAUCAUUUUCAUUCAAAAUAACUGAGUUUGACUUUAAUCAUGAAUGUUGUGCCUAGGCAUGGUAGUGCAUUAUACAUUAUUAAAACUCAACUCAAACUACAAGAAAAUAAUCUUCAGUAGUUCAAAGAACCUGCAACCAAUAUGUGCAAGAGGGUACAAACACAGUAAUGAAGGAGUUCUUCCUUGUAAAUAGAUAAAAUAUGGAAUUAUGAAGCAAUUAAAACUGUAAUAAAUAAGUUGUAAAAGUGACUUUAAAGUCAAGUUACGAAGUUAGUCAACAGAUGGCAGUAACAAAUUUACUGUACCUAGCCACUCCAUUUGUGUAUAUACCUGUCAUUAAUUUUAUUCAGCAGUUGUUAUAACUAAUUUGAUUUGUUAAAUUGAUAUUUUCUCAAAGAAGAUUGAAUCAUUACUGUUAUAGCAACUUAGAACUGCUAUUUCAGUUAGUGCUUUAAGGCACUAAAAAUAUUCGUACUAUACUAUUAUUCAUUUUCGAUGAAUUUGUUGAUUGUUGGUUAGUUACCAAAAUAUGUUGUAGUCUGAUAAAAUGAUUAAUUCCUUAAUGAAUUUGCAAUUGAAUAGAAAGGACAAAAAUUAUUACAAAUUUCUAUAUUUUAUGCUUUUAAUAAAUUAAGCAAUUCAGUUAUCAGUUAUGUAUUUUUAAUGUGUAUUAUGUGAAUGUUUUUUUAUUUCUAUUGAAUAUUCAAGAUACCUCAUUGAUUUUGUAAGUAAUAAAUCUAAUUACAAGACUAAAACACAGACAAUACUGAUAUUAAUUAUUACUUAAUAUAUUACCUUAGUUAUAACUUUGCCAACCGUAAUGUUAUAAAUUUCAUGCUUAUAGGUUUUCAUAAAUUAGUUAAUACAGUGAAACCUCUCGGGUGCGACCAUCUCUCCGUAUUCCUGAGUAAAAUGGUCGUUGUUCUUAGAACCUACCUCCAUGAACUCCAAUUGUUAUCGAAGGUGCAUGACUUUUCGCAAACAAUUCUAGUUUAUAGUCAAUGUCAUUUUCUUAGUACAGAAAUGCCACUUUAGUUGGCGGUAUAAAGAGACUGAUCGAUGAAUAAAAUUUGGCGUCUAUAAAAAUUAUCCCAACUGAUAUAAUUAUAUGUAAGAACAAAUUUACCCAUUAUGAAUGAUAAAGCUGUUUUAAAUAAAAAAGCAAUUAUGUUUUUUGAUUAAGUUUGCGUUUAAUUUUAUAUCAUAAAAAUUAAUUUUAAAAGAUGAGAAGAGUUUUUGUUUGAGGUGCUUGUUUUUUUUUUAAAAUAAUUUUUUUUUCUAAUUUAACUUUCAACUGUAAAAGUAAAUCAUCGACACCAACAUCUUUAAAGCACUCUGACUGCAACAAGAGGUUGUAUUCUCAAAAAGUGCUCUCUAAAUUAGAGCAUCAAACAAAUAUUUUGAUUCCAUUUUAAUCUGUUUAUUUGUUUUGAUAUUUUUUGGUGCUUCCUUAUUUAACCUUUUCCGCGUUUGGUGCAGAUGUUUGUCUGGUUGGUGAGAGAGAGGUUUUAAUGGUCUCUCCUAAAGGUUUUUUUCAACAGAAAGUCUAUGCAAGAAAUUCUGUGCCUCUCAAAAGUGGUCGUAAAUAGAGAUGGUCUUUUCUGGAGGUUUCACUGUAGUUUCUUUUUUUAGUGUUCUUUGAAAGAAAAAUUUUUUUAUUAGAUUUUAUUAAUCCUUAUAGCACCUCACUUUCUCUUUUGGUUGUGAAAACUAUUACCAUAUUUUAAUCUAUAAUGUUUUUCUUUGAAUAACUUUAUUUGAUUUGUUGAAUAUUAUUAACCUCUGAAAUACUUUAUUAUCUCUUUUGGGGCCAAAAGCUAUUUUCAUAGUCCACAGUGUUUCAAUAUUUUUUGUUUUUUAAUUUGUAAAAUAAUAACUUUUGAAGCACCUAAUUUUCUAUUUUGGCGAUAAAAUUUAUUUAUUUUUAUGAAAACCUGAAAAGGAACUACUGAUUUUUCAAGCAUUACAUUCUGCAUUUAAAAGUACAUUCUGGUAUUUAAAAGGUAAAAUUUAACUUGUGGUGCUUCAAGACUUAAGGGUGAAUCUAAUAUUUUUAAUAUUCUUUCCUAUUCAGUUUUCUCGUUAUUUAAUUAUAUUGUAUAUUUUAUUUAUAAUGUAUUUAUGCUUGGAUUGAAAAAGACAUUUAGUCAUAGAUUAUAUGUCUUUAAUUUGUAAUUUUUAUUUAUUUUUUUAACAUUCUUCUUUUUUUAAAAUUUUUUUUUUUUAAUUUCUUUGUUAUUUUCUUGUUUCCUUUGUGUAAAUAUUUCAGUUUUUAAUAAAUACUCUUCUUUAAAAUAAUCUUAGAUUCUCUUUGCAGCUAAAUCUGCUAUUAGUUUGAUAUUCUCAUUAAACUGUUGAGUUUGAUGGACUUUCUAAUGUUUUAAUCUAAAUAUAUAAUUCAUAAAAAAAAAAAAGAUUAAAGUAAGGAAUUAUCUAUUAUAAUAUUUUUAUAUUCUUUCACACAUGUAAUUUAUUGCACAGUAACUGAUCUGUCUUUCUAACAAAUGCUGAAUCCUUUCGAUUUGCCAAUGUUGAUUUGUACAUUGUGACAAUUGUUUCCUUUGAAUAUGGCAAAAGCUUUUUUUUUUCAGAACCAUUAGCAUUUCUGUUUAAAAAAAAUUCUGUUAUACUUGCAUACUGUUAAUUAUAAUUUUGUGAUAAAAUUUACUACUCUUAUUUGUAAAUAUUUAUUUUUGUCUGUACGUUUUAGUACAUACAUUUAUGAAUUUCUUGACUGUUUUCUUUUUGAAUUAUCUAAUAUUGCUCUCUCUAUAAAUUUAUAAAUUUAAAGUUUUAGUUACAUUAUGAUGAACUAUUUUUUUUAUUUAUACUUAAAGACAUUUUAUUGAACUUGCUUUUUUAUUGACAUCAUUGAAAUUGCUUUUACGCAUUUGGUUUUCAAAUUUAUAUUUUUUGUUCUGUUAGAAAUACUAAUUAGAAGUGUUAAAAAAUGAAUGGUUUAUGGAAAUAAUGUUAAUAGAGAAAAUGCUUAUAAUACUUUCAUGUAGUUUAGAACUGUUUCUACCUAUUGGUUUUACAAAAAAAAAAAAAAAUAUUUAGUAAAUGCACAGUAAUUGGACUGUGCAGUUUAACUCCAAUAAUUUACCCAUUUAUCAUUGCUGCAUAAGAUAAAAAUGCCAGAUUCAAUGCAUAUAUUUAGUUUUCUAUGCUCAGAAGAGAUUUAUAAAUAAAAUUAUUUUCAAUAUUUGAAAUAUUUUUUUUCCUCUUUGUUUAAUCAGUUUAAGAUAAAAUCUCUCGCAAAGAAUAUUUCAAAAACUAUUUUCAUUAUAUAGUGUUUCCUUUCCUUUCUUUUUGUUUAUUUUGCUUAGCUGUUACAUGACUUUUUAUUUAUAAAAGAAGUUUUAUAUAUUGAUACUUUAGUAUAAAUUAACAUUUUAUCAAAAUGUUUAUAGUCUACUAAACCGAUUCUAUUGACUAUGUUUUACACAUUCAUCAAAAUAUUUAACUGUUUAUAUCGUAAUUUGACCAUUUUUUAUAACAUUAUACAUAUUUAUUAUAAACAAUCAGAAUCUGUAGUUUUCAAAAGAAUAGUAAUAUUUAAUGUAAACAACAUAGUAUUAUUUAUUGUUGAACAUGUAUACUAUGUAAGAGAAUUCUCUUUAUUAUGUAAUAGUCUGUUGAUUAUUUUUAAUUUUAAACAAUUGCUGUGCAAAAAUUUAUUCAAAAUGGACAAAUUCAAAAGUGUGAUGCAUGUUAAGUGUAUUAUCCAUUUGUCAAAAUAACUCUUUGAAACACUUAACAUUUAAAUAACAAUUCAUACUUUUUCAUAUUAUGCAUUUUCUAAAAUGUUCUACGUAAAAGAAAUUAAAAUUUGAAUUGCUCAAAAAAAUUUUCUAGGGGAGUCUUAGUAAAAUUGUCUAAAAUAUUAUUAAGCAAAGAUAUUAGUUAUUAUAAAACAUAGCAUUUAUUUGCAUUGAGUUGAAUGCACAAAAAUUAUUGUUAUAAAUAUAUUUUUAUUUAAUUUGCAACUAGUCUUCACCCAUCUCAAAGUUUUUUCUUUUUGAGUGUAGACAAGGGCUAUUGCGAAAAAUCUCCUCUUUAGAUUACUUUCUUUCUUUUUUUAUAUACAUUUUUUGUUGAAUAUGUUUUACAGUUAUAAUCUCUCUCCAUAGCUGCCAACAGUUAUAAUCUAAUUUCCAUAGCUGCCAACUCUACAGGAUUUUCCAGUAGACUACUGGAUUUUGCCAGUUUUUUUCUAUUUUGGUGACUAUAAAAAUGUCUUAAAUUCCUUACGUGUAAAAUAUUUAGCACAUUUUGCAGCAAUCAUCAUGAAAUUUAUAUUAUUUUAUAAAAUCUACUGGAUUUUUUCUUAUCCACGUUGACAGCUAUUUAUUUCUUAUGGUGCCAGGCACAGUUAAUAAAUAACAAUUCAGAAGCCAUUAAGCCAAAACUAUGGAAUUUUUAAAAAAAAACUGGAGACAGGCUUGAAAUAAAAUGGCUGGUGAGAUGAAAAUAAUCUGCAUUUUUUUCUUUCCUUUGUUCAUUAAAAGGCAGUAGUUGUUGUUAGAGCAAUAAUAAAAGAAUUGUAUUGGAACAUUCAUUUCAUUUCUCAAAAUUUAGAGUGAUGUGACAUUCAGGUGCGCAGAAAAAAUUCUCAGAACAUAAUAUUUGCCACUCUUUCAGUCCUGAGGACUGAAAUCAGUUGAGAAAAGAGCAGUUUAAUAAUUUUCUGUCCUCCAUUAAAUAUUUAUUUUCAAAUUUAACUUUUUCUUUAAAAAGUGUAAUAAUUAUUUGAUGUUAAAAUAAGUAAAUAAAUUAUUACUACUUAUAAAAACAAUGUUUUUCAUAAUGAUUAAGUAAUGAUGCCGCACCACAUGGAAAGACUGGGAAUGACUUUCAACAUCUGCCUGUCUAAACAAAAUAUUGUUAAAUCUAUAUUUGCUUGAAUUUGCAAUGAAGACCUCAAACAAGAUGUGACAUCCUUGUCAAAAUCUUUUGCAAUAGAAGAUGACAUCGGAAUUUUUUUUAAAAAAUGAUUCGAUGUUACUAAUGCACCUUGGCAAGUAUGUUGGGGGGGGAUUGUCUGGUUUUGUAAAUAAAGUGUGCUGCAUUGUUUCAUAUUUGGCUGGUCAUACCAAAAUCUUCUUUACUUUCAGGAUCAAAAAAAUAGAAUUGUGUUUUGAAUUAACAAAAAAUUUUUUUUUCUUACUUGCCCUUCUGUAGCCCUGAUGUAAGCCAAAAAAUACUCUGCUUCAUGUAAUUUUAGUUCGAUAUAUACAGUAUCACUAGCAGUAAAAUAGCUUGGGCCCUCGUUGGACCAAUAUUCACAGAUCUUGGCUCAAUAAGGGUUGAAAGAGCCGUUAUUUCCCGAUAUCGGCCCUCCAUAAAAUUGUCGCAGUCACCCGAUAUUUUAUAUUCGUUUUUCAGCUUAUAUUGGCCCCAUAAAAGCCAAUAUUGGUUCCUCGGUGUAUGUUCAUAAAGGACCCGUAUUGAUUCAAUUUUUAGCCCAACUUGGCGCCAAGGUAAAAUUAUUGCUAGGAAUGUCACAAGAAAUAAUGGUGACAACUGUAUGGGGUGUUAAAACUUGUAAAACAACUUUUAAUCAUGCAUUGUGGGGGUCAGAAAGCAAAGGACGAGUUACGAGAAAGUGGAGGUUUGAAUACCUAUGAAGAGGAAUAAUAAAGGACAAAAAAAAUCUUUUGUACUGAAAACUUAAUAACAACAAAUGUUCAAUCAAGCAGUCAAUAUAUCUGUGAGAUAUUGGAAUAUUCUCUGCAUUUCACUAAUGAAACUCUAAUUUAAGUGACAAUGAUCACUACUGAUUCAAUGAGUAAACGAUGCUCUUUGUCCUGGUGUAGUGUGAAAAAAAAAAUUGGGGUCGCAUGAUUUUUUUUUUUUUACAGAAGAAUUACGUAUGUCUAUAACAUUUGAUCUGAAAACUAAAAAUUUCACAACAAUUAGUAGUUUUUGACUACUGCUGUGAAACUGACUUUUACCAUUAAAUAAAAAUUCUUUAAACAUUAUUACAGUUAAUGAAAAAUUUUUAUGAAAAAAAUUAUGUUGUGGAUAAAUUGAACUAAGUAACUAUUAACUACGAUAAUAUAUUAGUAAUAAUGCUUAAAUUUUGCUUCAUUCUAAUUGUUGAGUUCAAAUUGUAACUGUUUCAAAAACUUUAAAAAAAAUUAAUACCAUGAAAGUGAUAACCAUAAAUUAUUUUGUUAAAUUAUAUAAAAAAUAUGCAAAAUUUUAAAUUUGCUUUCUUAAUAUUUUUUCUUUUAAAUUAUCGUUGCUAUUUUGAAAUGUAAAAAGAGAAGUAACUUCAAAAACUUCUGAAGUUUAGGAAAAUUAUUGUGGGGACGUGCCAUCCUGUGCCCCUCUGAUGCUACACCUAUGUCUAGAAAACAAAAACCGAACUAACUGUUAGAAAAAAAGAAAUCUUGAAAAGAAAAAAAUCCAUGCUCAGUUCUGAAGAAAUGUAGCUUGAAAGAAAAUGUUCUUUGUUUUAUGACUCCACUUUGUAAGAAGAUUUUACUGUGGAAAGCUUAUGUUUGUAACCAUUCGUUUAGUCACGCUCUGUGUUAUUCCCUUAAUGACUCCCCUUAGGUCUUUUGUGAUACUCUCACAUACUAAUGGUGCUAUUCAUUCUUUUCUUUUUUUUUUAUUCUCUCUCUCUCUAAUUAUGCACUUGUGAAUGGUUGUGUAUUUAAAAAUUAAAUAGUAUUUCAUUCCUUUUAAUCUAUCUCAAUGUAUGCAAACUUUUCUUAAUUGGAUGAAGGUAUUUUGACCAAGUACAUUGCUUAUUUCGAUAGAUCUCUCUGUAACAUGGAGUCAGUGGGGGCACUUUUCCAAUCUUGCUCAACAGCAGUCUUUUCAUACAAUCUGGUUUCAAUCAUAGUUUCCACCUGACCCCAUUAUUCUUUAUUUGGUAAGAAAAAAAGAUUUAAAAUAAUUCAAUCUGAAAAAACUUUACUUGACAAACAAUAAUGCUUGAUUGGGGAUCAUUUUCAGAAACUGGUACCAUUGCUACCUCACCAACUGGUCUACCUAACUUACACCAAUCAGACUCUCAAUUUCAUUUCAAAGAUAAGGUUACUAUCAAAAAUGCAGUGUUCAUAUUGGCAUUUAAUGUUUUCCAUUACAAAUAAGAGUUCUACUGAUUAAAUCAAUUGAAUUUUUACAACUCUUUAUGUACGACAACAGUUUGAGCAAUUUGGUGCAUGCUGUGCUAGCUCCAUAUUACAAAACUUGCUCAUUUUUGUAUGAUUUAUUGUUUUUUUUUAAUGUUUUACUAUUAGUUUACAGGAUAUUUGUGUGUAUAUGGUAUCAUAAUUUAAAAUAUAAAAAAGGUAUUAAGUACGUUAGUCUUGUAUUUUGCUACGAUAACUGAUCCUGAAAUAUUUACUGAAUUUUUUUUAUUUUAUUUAAUUGUAAUUGAAGACCCAGGAGGAAGAACGUUUUUGCGAGCAGAAAGAAAGGUUUUUUUCUACAAUGUGGCCAUCUUCGCUGUGAAAUGGAUGGUUCAGCUUUUAAAAGGAACCGAUUUUACCAGUUACUGAUUUGUCCAAACUUAGUGUCAAUCCAAUCAUCAUAAACGCAGAGCUAUAAGCAGAGAGCUCGCCGCACUUAACUAUACUCAAUACCCAAUCAUAUUUAUGUGAAAAAUGGACACAAACAGUUCUUCUCCCUUGGUCUUCAAUUAUUUUUUUAUACUUAAUUUAUAAGUGGUUGCAAUUUUACUCUUCAUUGAAUUCAUAGUUUCCUCUGCUACCUUUCUGCGCUGUUUUUAUCACUUCAAUCCAAUUUAUGGAUUGAUUGCUUCUUCCUGUUGUGAAUUAAUGUAUGUAAAGUGGGUGGACUUCCCAGAGCUCUUCCUCAAUGAAUGUUAACUAUUAUCAUUUUUGAAGUAAAAGAAUGAAAGAUUAUAUAUAUUAUUUCAAGUAAGGAAGAAGACACCCGAUUUACAGAUGGAAUGUGUGUGUGAAUUGGAUAAAUGUUUUGUUCACGAUGCUCAAACUUAAGAAAUGUACAGGAACAUCUCAUUCAUCACACCAAUAAAUAUUUUAUAAUUCGU
This is a messenger RNA of Parasteatoda tepidariorum (common house spider), 12109 nucleotides long. RefSeq names its product E3 ubiquitin-protein ligase mind bomb 2 (gene mib2). Gene Ontology annotation, molecular function: ubiquitin-protein transferase activity; protein binding; zinc ion binding. Gene Ontology annotation, biological process: protein ubiquitination. NCBI's taxonomy places the organism in Eukaryota, Metazoa, Arthropoda, Arachnida, Araneae, Theridiidae. Gene Ontology annotation, cellular component: cytoplasm. The record is from RefSeq and is a predicted model, not a curated record.